UGGUGUCGAUUGAAGAUGAUGAAUUUCAGGGUCCAGCAUCGAAAACCGGAUCUCCGCAGCUAGGCGCGUUGCACCUUUACAACAGCAGGGAUGCAGACGACGAAUGACGUAUGAGAAGGCGCAUCCAUGAUGUCUAGAACACAACUCCCAGCUUCGGAACCUGAAGACUUCAUUCAACGCUUUUAAAUUCUUUUCAAAUUUCCAUCUCCCUUCUAUACCGUUUGAACCUUGUAAUUACGAGUUAAACAUGUCAGCCGUUGAUCAACUCAAGCAGCAGAAUGCUGCGCUCCAAUCCAGCGUUGGUAAUGUUGCAAAAGGAGCUCAAUCCACCGCGAAAAAGCCCACCACUGCCACUCCUGCAAAGGCAACACCAUCCACAACCAAGGCCACUCCAGUCAAAAAGGCAGCUGCCCCUGCUACUACUACCACAAACACGACUACAACGCCUGUGAAGAGAGUCCCCAGAAAGCUCAACGCAGCAGGCGCAUCAUCCACUACAACCCCGGCGAAGACUGCAACACCGACAGUAACACCAUCAGCAGCUACCAAGAAACCAGUGUCUAGCGUUUCCGCUCCCAAACCCGUAACUACCACACCUUCCGUCAAGAAGACACCGGUUACUGCGGCUGGCACGAAGAAGCCAUUACCAACUGCUGUCAAGAAAGAGACUACUGCCUCACCAGCGUCAGCAUCCAAGCCCGCAAGUGCUAUCAAGAAGACACCGGUAAAGGCUACUCCGAAUUCAGCCUCGACUACGGCGACCAAGGCUACACCUGUUGCAGUCAAGAAGAACGCAGACGGUCAAGCACCUGUAGAAAAGAAGCCCGCGGGCAACAUCGUCGGCCGAGGCGUCAACACCGCGACAGGCGGCCUGAACAAGACUGUUGGCGUUACAACGGGUACGGUCAACACAGUCGCAGACUCGGCUACCACAGGCGUAAAUGCAACUCUUGAUGGCGUUACUGGGGUCGCAGGAAAGGGUCUGGACAAGCUACCCGGCGGCGUGGGCAAGCCCGUCAAACAUGUAACCGACGGCGUGGGCAAGACAGCGACGGGCGCUGUAGACAACGCAUACUACACUGCUGGAGCGGCAACCAAGGGAGUGCAGGGAACUGUGAGCAAGACGACCGGUGCUAUCGGAAGGGGCGAUGUGCGAGGCACUGUAGCGGGCGCAACGAGCGGAGUUGGCAACACAGUAUCAGGUGUCGGCAAGGGUGCAGGCAAAACCGUCGGCGAUGCUGUCGGCGGAGUAGGCUCUACUGUCGGCGGUCCACUCGGAGGCGUCGUAGGCAAUGUUGGAAAGGGCGCGAAUAAUGCCGUAACGGGCAUCACUGGAGGCUUAGGUGAGGGAGUGGGAAAGCUCGGCAAGGGUGAUGUGAUUGGGGGAGUUGGAAGUACGCUCGGAGGCGUUGGAAGAGGAGUUGGUGGCUUGCUUGGGGGUCUUACCGGGUAUGGUGAAGAAGAAGGGAAAUGAAAGAUGGCGUGGUGGCUCGAAAACCUGGGGACGGAGUGGGAGGCUGACGACAGUGACACCAUGGAGGGAGGAAAUGAGUAAUCGUGUUUGACAAGGGAUGGGGACAUGAGGAGUCGAGCCGCGUAAUGCCUAGGUUAUGGGGAUGUAUGAAAAUGGUGAUGCGAGCUGUGUAUGGUGGGCAACACUGGCCUGAACCUGGUUUGGCUAGAAGAUUGAUAACAGCUGAUCUUGA
Molecule: messenger RNA, 1706 nt
Organism: Cucurbitaria berberidis CBS 394.84
Lineage: Eukaryota; Fungi; Ascomycota; Dothideomycetes; Pleosporales; Cucurbitariaceae
Exons: 4
Coding region: 248-1474 (408 amino acids)
Source: RefSeq, a predicted model, not a curated record